AUGUCAGCUGGCGGCUGCCGUGUUAUUUCUUUGAAAAAACUGUGAUAAAAUCUGUCGGAAAUUAAUUUCUGUGAUACACCAGAGAAUAAAAUAUUCCACAAACAUCAUAUAUCAAAUCAAUGUGAAGUGAAAAUAUGUCAAAAGUUAGUCAACGGUGGCACGCGAUUUCUCUUGCAUUUGUAGGGUUUGUGACGAGAUAAAAUGAUUUUAUGCCUGACUAAGUCUCUGUAAAUAAUUCCUUUAGUUUGUUUCGUUAUGAUAUAAAAGUAUUGACGUAGUAACUUUGUCUCGGAGUGGUUUAUUUGAGUUGUGUUCGCCCCCCUGUUUUUGCACCUGUGUCGACCAAGAACGGAUACUUGUGUUGUCGCUGCGAGGAUCCCUGCGAUAUCAUUAUUUCAUAAAGCAAGGAUUUAAUAGAACAUCACCAUGAACGGCUCGGAAUCCGGGUUCAACCCGGCGUUCAACAUUGCCACUAUUAAACAAGUGGUAAAUGAGGCCAUAGAGAGAGUUGCGCCGGUUUCAGUACGAAUGCCGACGCCAACGCGCCUCCGUGACCUCAUAAGGCAGAUCAGGGCGGCAAGGACAGCCGCCGAAGAAAGGAGUGUAGUGAACAAAGAAUGCGCUUAUAUUAGAUCCACGUUUAGAGAAGAGGACAGUGUUUGGAGAUGUCGCAACAUAGCGAAACUCCUUUACAUCCACAUGCUGGGCUACCCCGCGCAUUUCGGGCAGCUGGAGUGUCUGAAACUCAUCGCUAGUCCACGGUUCACGGACAAACGCGUCGGCUACCUCGGUGCAAUGCUGCUGCUCGACGAGCGCCAGGACGUGCAUCUGCUGAUCACUAAUAGCUUAAAAAAUGACCUGAAUAGCAACACACAAUUCGUAGUUGGGCUGGCGCUUUGCACGCUCGGCGCGAUAGCAUCUCCAGAAAUGGCGAGGGACCUCGCGUCUGAAGUGGAACGGCUUAUCAAAUCUCCCAACGCGUAUAUCAAGAAGAAGGCAGCACUAUGCGCCUUCAGGAUCAUAAGAAGAGUUCCUGAUUUAAUGGAAAUGUUCUUACCUGCUACUAGGAGUUUGCUUACUGAGAAGAAUCAUGGUGUGCUCAUCACUGGAGUGACACUCAUCACCGAGAUGUGCGAGAACAGCCCGGACACGCUAAACCACUUCAAAAAGAUCGUUCCGAACCUGGUUAGGAUACUCAAGAACCUCAUCCUAGCUGGGUAUUCUCCAGAACAUGACGUCAGCGGAGUGUCUGAUCCAUUCCUUCAGGUGAAAAUCCUCCGUCUCCUUCGGAUACUAGGCAAAAACGACGCGGAAGCGUCGGAAGCGAUGAACGACAUACUCGCCCAGGUCGCCACCAACACGGAGACAAGCAAAAACGUUGGCAACACGAUCCUAUACGAAACAGUCCUGUCUAUCAUGGACAUCAAGUCCGAGAGCAGUUUGCGAGUAUUGGCUAUUAACAUUUUGGGAAGAUUCCUGUUGAAUAAUGAUAAGAACAUCAGAUACGUGGCGUUAAAUACUUUGCUACGGACGGUACACGUUGAUAACUCUGCUGUGCAGAGACAUAGGACUACUAUUUUGGAAUGUUUGAAGGACCCCGACGUGUCGAUCAGACGGCGCGCAAUGGAGCUGUCAUUCGCGCUUAUCAACGGGCAGAACAUACGAAGCAUGAUGAAAGAGCUACUCACCUUCCUAGAACGUUCCGACGCAGAGUUCAAAGCACAUUGCUCUAGUGCCAUGGUUCUAGCCGCUGAGAGAUACGCGCCGUCGAACAAGUGGCAUCUUGAUACGUUAUUCAGGGUGCUGCUUAAGGCGGGCAAUUACGUGCGCGACGACACGGUGUCGUCGACCAUCCAGAUCGUGUCGUCGGCUGCGGCCGAACGGCAGGCCUACGCAGCCAUGCGGCUUUGGACCUCACUGGAGCGAUGUGCCGUCAAUGGAGACGCCACUGAGAAGCAACCCUUGGUGCAGGUGGCUGCGUGGACGAUCGGUGAAUACGGAGAUCUGUUGGUCUCGGAUGCGAGUGCAGCCAUUUCUAUGGUCGACGAAGAUGGAGUCGACGACUUUACGCAGCCGUCAGAAGAGUACGUGAUCGACGUGUACCAGAAGCUGCUGUGGUCGACGCAGCUGUCUAUCGCCAGCAAGGAGUACCUGCUCCUCUCGCUGGCCAAACUCUCCACUAGGUUCACCACGCAGCCCAGUCAGGACAAAAUCCGAGUAAUCAUCGACACAUUCGGUUCUCACAUCCAUAUUGAACUCCAACAAAGAGGUGUAGAGCUCUCCCAACUCUACAGACAAUACGCGCACUUGCGCCCUGCGCUGCUGGAGCGUAUGCCGCCGAUGGAGGCCCCGGGAACGGGAGGCAACGCUGCUGGCGACGACGCCACAGAGCCAGACGCCAUGCAGGAGACCGAUGCUCUCUCCAGCUAUACCCUCAGCCAGCAUCAGCCGUCGUCGCAGGAUGCUUUGCUGGACUUGAUAAUCGGUUCUGACUCGCUGACGAACGGCGACGUAGAGCACACACCGGUGCCUGCGCAGCCCGCCAACAAUAACACCAAUGAUAUCCUCGAUCUGCUGAGUGGGCUAGAGCUAACGCCGACAAGUGGCGGCGGCAUGACCAAUGUGGCGGGUCUGACAGGUCUGACCGGCACAGUCGUGACAGGCGUGCCCCCGGCUAGCAUCGUCAACAACAACGCGCCGCCCUCUUCGCUCCUCGAUGGCUUCUUUGGGCCUCAGCCCACGCAAACGCUAGCAUCAGAAACAAUAACAGUAACUGCGCUGGAGAAGAACGGUAUCCGCGUGGUGCUGGAAGCUCUCCGAGGCGGUGACACCGUAACAUUGACCAUGCGCGCUGUCUCACAGCUCCAUACGCUGACCGACUUCUUGUUCCAGGCCGCCGUGCCAAGGACAUUCCGAUUAGAUAUGAUGUCACCGUCAGGCACGGUGCUGUCACCAAAAGGCGAGAUCACGCAAGUACUUAAAAUCACCAAUCCAUCCAGAACACCACUUAGACUAAGGAUACGAGUGUCGUACACCGUGGACGGCAACCCAGUGUUGGAGCAAGCGGAGGUGAACAACUUCCCCGCGGACCUGUUCAACUGACGAGUGGCUAGCCCGCCCGGCGCCAGCCUCUAGCCCAACACGUCGCCCACGGCCCGACCAGCCACAACCUCGACGGAUGUACGGACACAAGGACUGAUUCGGCUUUUCAGACUGAUGUAUUGACUUUGGAAAGAUUUUACUCUAGUGGUCACUUUUUCUUCUGACAGUUUCCUACUCUUGGUAUUACUUUCAAAUUUUAUGUUACUAAGUUUAAGUGUACGAGCUUUGGAACAUGUUGUCACCCUUUUUCUAGAUUUUCAUGAUUACUUUCUAUACUUCGUUUAAGUUUGUGAAAAUAUUUCUAUACUGAAUAUGUAAAUUAGAAAAGAGAUAAAAAGAAUGUAUCAUUAUGUAUAUGGAAUGAACAGGACGGAAUGCAUUUUUAUUACGAACUAUUUUGACUUUUUUUAUUAAUUGUCUUUCCCAAAGUUGUGGUUGAUCAUUAUACCACACAGACUUAUCGGAUCUAAUAUCAAGUCGUGUUUAAGUUUUCUACUUCGGUAUGCAGUAUAUACAGUGUUCCGUUAGUGUCCCGUCAUCUCGCAUGGUGUUAUCAUAUUCUACUUAAUUAAUAAUCUAUACUUUUGAAUUUCGAGAAAUAAGCAGUAUGUUUUUGUUAAAAAUAUUUGAACAAAAACCGCAAAUUCAAUGUUCAACAUACUUUUUAUUUCGAGAUAUUUUCCUUUAUUUCUAUUUUUUUAUCGCCAUCAACCAAUGUCGUGUUGGAGACGUACUAGUUUUUUAGUUAACACGUUUAGAGGUUAGUUAACAUUCCACUGUAGGUAAGAUUGAAAGACUACCCUUUAGUCAGAAAACAUAGGGCACUGUGUAAGAAACGAAAUAGUAGAACAAUUUAAAUAAUUUUCCAUGUAAUACAGAAUUUUAUACAAACAUCAAUUGAACAUUACAAUAACACAAAAAAUGUUACUAAAAAUUGCUAUAUUCUCAUUACAAUAUUCCUAUUACAAAUUGAGAUUCGUGAUUAUCAUAGAACAUGUAAGACAUUGCAAAAGGGGUUGUAUGAAAUGUGUACUUAAUUAAAUAUAAAUAAACGGAAUUCAUAUUAUAA
Messenger RNA from Hyposmocoma kahamanoa, 4171 nucleotides. RefSeq names its product AP-1 complex subunit gamma-1 (gene AP-1gamma). Gene Ontology annotation, molecular function: clathrin-cargo adaptor activity. The record is from RefSeq and is a predicted model, not a curated record. The transcript is spliced from 19 exons. The coding region runs from base 427 to 3102 and encodes 891 amino acids. Gene Ontology annotation, cellular component: Golgi apparatus; AP-1 adaptor complex; membrane coat. NCBI's taxonomy places the organism in Eukaryota, Metazoa, Arthropoda, Insecta, Lepidoptera, Cosmopterigidae. Gene Ontology annotation, biological process: Golgi to vacuole transport; intracellular protein transport; receptor-mediated endocytosis.